Molecule: messenger RNA, 4190 nt
Organism: Cheilinus undulatus (humphead wrasse)
Lineage: Eukaryota; Metazoa; Chordata; Actinopteri; Labriformes; Labridae
Gene: pacs2
Product: phosphofurin acidic cluster sorting protein 2
Exons: 25
Coding region: 196-2868 (890 amino acids)
Biological process (GO): protein localization to plasma membrane
Molecular function (GO): transmembrane transporter binding
Source: RefSeq, a predicted model, not a curated record
CACUCAGCUCGGCUCCUCUCUGCAGAUCCACCGACCCUCCCGGAGAAAUGAACCCGUCCUGCUCCGCUCUGAUGUGAGCCUGUUUGAACCCCCACGGACUCUCAAACACCCACACACAAGGACAGAAGACCCUCCGUGGUCUCCUGUUUACACUCCUCCUCAGCUCGGUGUCGGACGGUCCCAUCAGCUCGGACCAUGGCGGAGAGAAGUGGCCGGCUCAGUUUCCCCGGGAGCGGGGCUCUGAACAGACCCGUGCCCAUGAACCUGUUUGCUACCUGGGAGAUAGACGGAUCCUCCCCGAACUGCAUCCCCAGGUUGUGCAGUUUGACCCUGAAGAAGCUGGUUGUGAUGAGAGAACUCGAUAAGGAGCUGAUCUCUGUGGUCAUCGCUGUGAAAAUCCAGGGCUCGAAGCGGAUCCUGAGGUCCCAUGAGAUUGUGCUGCCACCCAGUGGGUCCGUGGAGACCGACCUGGCUCUCACCUUUUCUCUGCAGUACCCUCACUUCUUAAAACGAGAGGGAAACAAGCUGCAGAUCAUGCUGCAGAGGAGGAAGAGGUACAAGAACCGAACCAUCCUGGGCUACAAGACUCUGGCUGUGGGAUCUAUCGACAUGGCCGAGGUGAUGCAGCACCCGACGGAGGGCGGCCAGGUUCUUCCUCUCUGCAGUAACCAGAAGGACAUGCUCGGGAAGGUGGCCGAGAUCUGGAUCUUCUCCUUGUCCAGUCAGCCCAUCGACCACGAGGACGCAGCUCUGCAGGGGGGACAGAAGAUCAAGUGUUCUGAUAACUACUCGGAGGAGGAAUAUGAAUCCUUCUCCUCAGAGCAGGAAGCCAGCGACGACGCUGUGCAGGGUCAGGAUCUGGAGGAUGACGAGUACGAUGUGAGGAAGCCAAAGAAGCAGAGGAGGUCGAUUGUACGGACCCCCUCCAUCACCAGACAGCAGAACUUUAAGCAGCGAGUCGUGGCUCUUCUGAAGCGCUUCAGAGUGUCAGAUGAGGUUCUGGACUCAGAGCAGGACCCCGCAGAGCCUCCACCAGAGGUGGAGGAGGAGGACCUGGACCUGGACAGCGUGGAGUUUGAGAACCCGAGUGACAGUGGGCCAGAGCUCGAUGAUGAUGACAGCGUCCUGAGUACGCCCAAACCCAAACUAAAGCCAUAUUUCGAGGGUCUCUCCCUCUCCAGCUCUCAAACAGAGAUCGGCAGCAUCCACAGCAGUCGGAGCCACAGAGAGCCUCCCAGCCCGAUUGACCCAGAUAAAACAAAGUCCGGAGGAGCCAAAUAUCCUGAUGACAGCGUGUCUGAUAACAUCCCCUAUGAGCAGCCGGAGGCGGUGACUCCGACCACAGAGUUAGAGAUGGACAACAUGGACACGUUUUUAGAGCGGCUGCCACCGAGCGGCAAAAUGACCAAGACCGAGUCUCUCAUCAUUUCAUCCAACAGGCAGGAACCAAAGCUGGCAGGGAGGCGAGGCAGGAGCACGUCACUGAAGGAGCGCCAGGCCAGCAGGCCGCAGAACGAGAGGGCCAACAGCCUGGACAACGAGCGGUCCAUGGACACACGCUGCCACCUACAGAUCCCUAGAAAGACAGUUUAUGACCAGCUAAACCACAUCCUGGUGUCUGAUAAUCACCUCCCUGACAGCAUCAUUCUCAUCAACACGUCAGACUGGCAGGGCCAGUAUCUUUCAGACAUGCUCCAAAACCACCAUCUACCGGUGGUCUGCACCUGCACCACGGCCGACAUCCAGGCUGCGUUCAACACCAUCGUCUCCCGCAUACAGAGAUUCUGUAACUGUAACUCCCAGACGCCCAUCCCCAUAAAGAUCGCGGUGGCUGGAGCGCAGCACUACCUCAGUGCCGUCCUGAGGCUCUUUGUGGACCACCUCUCCCAUAAAACCCCAGACUGGCUAGGGUACAUGAGGUUCCUCAUCAUCCCUCUGGGUGCACAUCCGGUCUCCAAAUAUCUCGGCACUAUCGACUAUCGGUACAACAGUUUGUUCCAGGACGCUGCUUGGAGGGACCUGUUUCUCAAACCGGAGGCUCCUGUUGUCGCCCAGGAGAACCCAGACGUGGUGUCCAGGGUGACCCAGUACAUGUUGGGAGCCAACGGAGCUCACCAGCUCCCCAUCGCUGAGGCCAUGCUCACCUACAAACAGAAGAGGAAAAAGAGCUUUCAUUUUGAUUUUGCAGUAAGCCCUGAUGAGGACUCGUGUCAGAAAUUCAUCCCUUUUAUUGGGAUGGUGAAAGUCGGCAUCGUGGAGCAAACAUCUGCAACGUCAGGAGACUCUGAUGAUGCUGCACCUCUCAGCUCCUCGCUGCUCUCCUCAACCCCUCCUCAAGUCUCACCUGCACUCAAAGAGGCGUCGCCCACCCCUCCAUCGUCUCCAUCUGUCAACACCAGCUUCAGUGCGCACAGUUCUGCGGGUCAGGCGGAGCUGAUGGGGCUGCAGGUGGAUUACUGGGUGGCUCCCACAGAAAGGAAGAAAGACUUGGAGAAGCGGGACUCCUCCUCCAAAAACACUCUGAAGUGCAAUUUCCGCUCGCUGCAGGUCAGCCGGCUGCCACUAGGGGGCGCAGAGCCGAGCCCCCAGCCCACCAUGUCCAUGACUGUAGUGACCAAGGAGAAGAAUAAGAAGGUCAUGUUCCUGCCAAAAAAGAGCAAAGACAAGGAGGUGGAGUCCAAGAGUCAAGUGAUCGAGGGCAUCAGCAGGCUCAUCUGCACUGCCAAGCAACAGCAGACCAUGCUGAGAGUCCUGAUUGACGGCGUCGAGUGGAAUGACGUCAAAUUUUUCCAGCUGGCGGCACAGUGGUCCUCACACGUCAAACACUUCCCCAUCGGGAUCUUUGGACACUCCAAGGGCCCAUACUAGCAGCACCUAAGAGACUGAACCACUGAGGACAGCGCCCCCUUUACUUUCCCCUCGUGCCAACAGCUUUUAACCCCGCCCCCUCCAUUCUCUCCCCACCGCACACUUCUUCUUCGUCUUCUAUUCUGCCGUCUUAAUUUAAACUCCCGCUUUGUUUGAUUAUUUAAUCUUUUGCGUGUUUUUUUAAUUUUCUAUUUAUGUAAAAACGUCUGAAGACAAGAAUAUUUCAGCUUUUUAUCCUGCUGAUGUUUUAUAGACUUUUGAGGAACAUUAAUUCUAUGAUAAUUAGAAAAGACUUCUAACCUUUAACAUGCUGUACGAGCGCCCAGGUUUCACCCUAUGCCAUCGUGUUUUUUAUUUAAUAAGGCACAGCACAUUUAAUCCAGAUUAUAUGAAAAUAAGAGCAGCUGCCUUGUAACAAGGAGAAAAAAAAAGACCGUCAUCUUGUUUCAAACCAUAAAGAAGACGUUUUGGAUCCUCGAUUUCAGAGACUGUCGACUGAUUGUUAAAGACAAGAGAAAAGACUCUUUGAGGAAGUCUCAUGUGCAAUAGACUGAAAACUGUGUGAAUGAUGAUCUGAACAAAAACCUGGCACUGAUUUACACCCAUGUAUUCUUCUUUAUUUUUAUCCUUCUGUGCACAGGCUUGAGGAUGGAAGAGUUUUCCUCCAAAGUAUGCAAGUUUAUAAAAAUAAUUGUACAAAUCAAACCCUAAAUGGCACAAAAUAGUCAAAUAUUUGGACUGAAAUGCAAAUAAAACUUAACUUAGUCUAGCCUUUCAUUUGUCAACUAUUGCAGGCAAACUCCAUUACUAUGACUUAAAUGCACAAAAACAUAGCCAUCAUUUUGGUACCAGUGUUUUUAUGCAGCUACAGUGCUCUGAGAAAGUAUUUGCUCAUAUUGUGCAUUUUUCCACACUGUUUUAGAUCAUCAAACAUAUUUUAAUGUUAGACAAAGAUAACCUGAGUAAAUAUAAAAGUCUGUUUUUUAAUGAUGAUUUAAUAAUGGAAAAAAGCCAUCCAAACCUACCUGGUCCUCUGUGAAGAAGCCAUUGCCACUAAACCUAAGAACUGGUUGUUCCAUCCUUGGCAGCAACAAGUGCAAGCAUCUGUGGUAACUGUCAAUGAGGAAUUUUGUCCCACUGUCGUUUGCAGGAUUGUUUUCAUUCAGCAACAUUGGAGAGUUUUCCAUCAUGAACAGCCUGCAGCAUCUCAGUCAGAUUUAAGUCCGGACUUUGGCUAGACCACUCCAAAACCUUCAUUUAGUUUUCAGUCCAUUCAGAGGUGGACUUGCUGGUAUGUUUGAGAUCAUUGUCCUGCUCCAUAA